Phodopus roborovskii (desert hamster) is the source of this 2226-nucleotide messenger RNA. Its product is annotated as 60 kDa heat shock protein, mitochondrial. The record is from RefSeq and is a predicted model, not a curated record. Gene Ontology annotation, biological process: positive regulation of T cell activation; mitochondrial unfolded protein response; protein refolding. Gene Ontology annotation, molecular function: ATP-dependent protein folding chaperone; protein-folding chaperone binding. Lineage: Eukaryota; Metazoa; Chordata; Mammalia; Rodentia; Cricetidae. Gene Ontology annotation, cellular component: mitochondrial matrix; mitochondrial inner membrane.
AUGAGGAGGAACCACAGCCCCAUGAUUGCUACUGUUUUGGCACGUUCUAUUUUCAAGGAGGACUUUGAGAAAGCCCUCAAAGUGCAAACCCAGAGGACAUCGGGAGAGAUGUGGUGCUUGCUGUUGAUACUGACAUUGCUGAAUUUAAAACACACUGGAAACAUCAUUCCUGAUGCAAUGAAAAGGGUUUGAUAAAAGAUCCCCAUCGCAGUGAAGGAUAGAAAAACGAGUGAUAAAUCAGAAAUUAUUGAAGGCAUGACAUUUAUAGAAGAUAUGUCUCCACAUAGUUUAUUAACACACCAAAAGUCAAAAUUAUGUAUUCCAAGAGAUGCCUAUAUUCCGUUGAGUGAAAACAUUCCUAGGGCUGAGUCCAUUGUACCUGCUUUCAAAAUUGCCUGCUCUCACCAGAAGCCAUCAAUAAUCACGGAAGGAACUGAUGGAGAAUAUCUAAGUAGUGUUUUUCAGCAAGCUAAAGUGGGUCUUCAGGUUGUAGCUGUCAAAGCUCCAGGGCUUAGGGCCAGACUGAGCUUAAAGAUAAUACUGCUUGCUACCAGUGAUACAGUAUGUGAAGAGGAGCAUGACUUAGGAAAGGUUGGAGAGGCCAAUGUCACUAAAGAUGGCACCAUGUUUCUGAAAGGAAAAGGUGACAAAGCUCAAAAAGAAAAACAUAUUCAAAGACUGGCAGUUUGGUUAAACACUAUAACCAGUGAGUAUGAAAAGGGAAAGUUAAAUGAGCAUGUGGCUAAAUCUUCAGAUGAAGUAUCUGUGCUCAAGGCUGAAGGAACUAGCAAUGUUGAAGUGAAUGAAAAGAGUUAGAGAUGCCCCAACACUCCAAGUGCAGCUGUUGAAGAAGCUGUUGCUCUAGGAAGGGGUUUCAUUGUGAUUUGGUGCAAUCCAGCCUUGAAUUCAUUAAUGCCUGCUAAUAAAGAUCAGAAAAGUGGUAUACAGGUUGUUCAAGGAGCACUCAAAAUUGCUACAGUGACUAUUGCAAAGACUGUAUGUGUUGAAGAAAUUUUAAUUAUUGAGAAAACUCUACAAAGUCUCAUUGUUAGAGAUGGCGCUGUGCUGGGGGAUUUUGUGAACAUGGCGUGAGGGAGGGGAAUCAUUGAUCCAGUAAGAGCUUUAGGAAGUGCUUUACUGGAUGCUGCAAGGAUGGCCUCUAUGCUAACUAGUGAAAUUCCUAGAGAAGAGGACUCUGGAGUGGGAACAAUGGGAAGAAUUGGAACAGCCUCCCCGCGGUUUCCACCUCCAAACGUCUGCGGAGCGGCUAGGUGGAGCCCGCGCCCGCGGAGCCCUAGCGGACUCCAGAUCCGGGUUUUGCUGGCCACCCCUUUCUCCGGCUGGAGCCCCCCUCCCCGGUCCAGGGAGCUCUCGCGCCCGUCGCCCCGCCGGUGCCUCACUCCGGCCUCGGCUGCUUUGGCCACUAGCGCGCACUGUGCCCGUCUGCGGGUGCGUCGCCUCUCCGCCUGCUCGGCCAGCAGCGCUCCCUCCAGUUCCCAGGAGCGAAGAGGCAGAUGGUACGGCCGGGCCGGGAGGGCGCCGCCACCGCCACCGCCACCGCCGCCGCUGGCAUCUCGCGGACUGAGCGCAGCCUCCGCUCCCGCAGCUGCUGCCGCCGCCACCGCCUUGGCUCCGGGGGAGUCCAGAAGAGAAAAAGAACCGAAGCCCGCGGCCGAGGCGGUUGGCGGUGACGGCGGCGGCUCGGAGCCGGGGCCCCGCGAUGAUGCUCCCGCAUGCCCGCAGUUACCCGGCACGACCGGCGAGCUGAUCGGCCGCCACCGGAGCUCGGGGCUUGCCAGCCCCGGCAGACACGCAGCCCUCCGCGGCCCGGCGCCCGCUCUGCCCGCGCGUCCACACAGUGCACCAGGGAAGGAGUUUCCGCGGCUGGUUCCUGGGCUCUCCGAGCGGCUUGUGGGCGGCAGAGCGGACCCUCUACAGCCGGAGCACCUCGGGGGCAGCAGGAGGAGGACGACGAGGAGGGCUGGGCGGAGAAGCCACUACUGGUCCUCGCCGCUGCCCCUACCUAUCCCCUCCCUCCCUCUCGGAGGCGGAAAGGGGAGGACGAGGAAGAAGAAGAAAAAGAAAGAGAAGGGGGGUGGGGUGGGAGAACUGGAUAUAAAGAUCGGCUGGGGGGGAUGGUGGAAGAUUUUUGGUCUCCUCAGCAGCGGCUUUUCUUGCGGCGGCGGCGGCGGCGGCGGCUGCAAGAGAAGGGAAAAGCAGCCCUAG